AUGGCGCCGAAGCGGCGACGGGAGCCCGCGAUGCCGUCGUUCGCGGCGACGACGGGUCGGCGAAUCGCCCGAGGCGGCACGCGUCGGGUGGCCGGACAUAAACCGCUCUCGCGGGAGUACGUGGAGGCGCGGCGGGCGUCGAGGGCGGGACGGACGCGAGACGUCGUCGAGGGCGACGCGACGGGCGCGCGCGGACGAGGGAACGGGGGCGAGGCGACGACGUCGGGGGUGGCGUCGAGGGAUGAGACGCUCGCGCUGGCGAUCGCGGAUUGUUUGGUGGCGGCGGAACGAGGUGAGGGGGCGCUCGCGACUUUGGAGGCGGACGCCGAGGCGAACGGACGCGACGGACGAGGGAAGCGAAGAAAGGGAAACGAUGCGCACAAAGGCGUGGGGUACAUCGCGAGCAAGGGAAGGGGGAGACAGACGGCGGGGAAUCGAGCGAACUUGCUCGGGACGCUGGACCUGGCGGACGAGGAGACCGUUCGAGAGCUCUUGGGACACCUGCCGCAGGGACAUCAAAACGAGCGCGCGGCGAUCGUGAAAAAUUUAGAAAAACAGCACCGACGAUGGUAUCAGCUCUUACGUGCCGGAUUCAACGUCUUGCUCUAUGGGUUCGGCUCGAAGAAGGCGCUCAUGGAGGACUUCGAGACGCGGUAUUUCCGCGACGGCGGCGUCGUCAUCGUCAACGGGUUCUUCCCGGCGCUCACGCCCAAGCAAGUCGUCGUCGCCGCGGCGGCGGCGUUAACACCGGUGAGCGAGAUUAUGAACGACACACAGAGUAACGGGUCGAUAAUUAGCGAUAAGACGCCCACGGAGACGCUGUUGGCGAAGAUUCAGAGCGCGACGAGAGGAUCCGCGACGCGCGAGCCCAAGCGUCUGUACAUCGUCUUGCACAACAUCGACGGACCAACGCUGCGCACGAGCGAGGCGCAGGCACUGUUGGGCGAGCUCGCGAGCAUGGAUCGAGUUCACCUCAUCGCCAGCAUCGAUCACGUCAACGCUCCACUGCUCUGGAGUAAGCGCGAGGCCGCGAGGUUCAACUGGGUGUGGCAGGAGGCGUCCACCUUUGCGUCGUACGCGCUCGAGACGGCCAACUUCCCCCAACUUUUGGCGAGCAAGGGCGAGGAGCGUCACGUCAGAGGCGCUGCGAAUGUCUUACGAUCGCUCACCGCGAACGGUCGCGCCAUCUUCCGUUUGCUCGCCGAGCACCAGCUCGAGAACGAGGACUCUCCCGGCAUGCCUUUCGACGUCUUCUACGCCUCGUGUCGAGAGCAAUUUCUCGUCAGCAGCGAGGUCACCCUUCGCGUGCACUUGACCGAGUUCACCGACCACGAGCUCGUUCGAAGCAAACGCGCGCACGACGGGAGAGAUUUACUCUCCAUUCCCCUCUGCGCCGACGCCCUGCGCGAGCUCGCGCGCGCGUUCGACGCCCCCUAA
Molecule: messenger RNA, 1437 nt
Organism: Ostreococcus tauri
Lineage: Eukaryota; Viridiplantae; Chlorophyta; Mamiellophyceae; Mamiellales; Bathycoccaceae
Product: Origin recognition complex, subunit 2
Exons: 1
Coding region: 1-1437 (478 amino acids)
Biological process (GO): DNA replication
Cellular component (GO): nuclear origin of replication recognition complex; nucleus
Molecular function (GO): DNA replication origin binding
Source: RefSeq, a predicted model, not a curated record